AUGUUCCUUCACGAAUGGGUUUGCCUCCAAGGUAUAAAGCCUGUCUCCUUCCCUGUCGUUUGGCUUCCUUUCCUUUUCUCCCCCAGUUCUCACUGCUCUUCUGAGACAUUGGUUGUAACAAUGGAUUGGACGGAGUUGAAUAAGGUUGCGAUUGUCGCAGGUCUUAUUUGCUUUGCUAUCGCUCUCAAGAAUGAGGGCCCCAAGCUUCGAGAAUGGUAUCGCAAGCUACAAAAAGCCAGAGCUGCUCAGCCGGGCGCCUCUGUCUUCCAGCAGUUGGCAGUGAUUCGUUCGCCGCCUCCAGCUUUGCUGCCGAUCCAUUCACAUUCAGCGAUUGAACUCAACUUCUGGGAGAAUCAAGGUGCCUUGGGGGAAGGUACUCGUCUUGAGGACUCAGGAGAACGGGGAGAUCGUAUGUGGUAUGGAUAUGACGCACAGUGGUAG
Molecule: messenger RNA, 441 nt
Organism: Aspergillus tubingensis
Lineage: Eukaryota; Fungi; Ascomycota; Eurotiomycetes; Eurotiales; Aspergillaceae
Exons: 1
Coding region: 1-441 (146 amino acids)
Source: RefSeq, a predicted model, not a curated record